Molecule: messenger RNA, 1389 nt
Organism: Rotaria socialis
Lineage: Eukaryota; Metazoa; Rotifera; Eurotatoria; Philodinida; Philodinidae
Source: the annotation of a GenBank genome assembly
AUGAAUUUCACAGUUAACCAACCAUUGAUAUUAACGAAUAGCUGCUCAUUAAAGGAGCGUGUUUAUACACCGGGUUAUCUAUUUUUCAAAUUACUGACCGCAACAUAUUUACGUUUCCUUGUUGGACCAGGUGUAAUACUCAAUAUACUUUGUCUUUUCAUUCUAAGCCGACGGAGAUUAUCAAAUAAGUCAACUACAAUUCUGUUUUUACGUUUUCUUGCAGUAUUUGAUAUAUUGGCAAUUGUACUUAAAUUUGUUCGAGCAGAAAUGAAUUAUCAAUCGAGCGAAAGAGGUCAUACGAUAUUUUUAUUAACUCCAAUAAUAUGUAAAGCAAUAUACGUAUUAAUGAAUGCAUCGAUUUCAAUUUCAAUGUGGACGAUUGUUUUAAUGAGCUUAGAUAAAGCUGUUGCUGUGAGUUAUCCACUGAAAGCGAGUAUAUGGCUAACACAUAAACGAGCUUUGUAUGCUUGUUGGAUUACUAUUAUUGUAUUAGUGUUAGCUAAUUUAUCGUUCAUUAAUGUAUCGAAAAUAAGUCUCUCAAGAUCAACUCAACGUAAAUUAUGUGGCUUAGAAGACCAAGCAUUUGCUAUUGACUUACUCACUGCUUCAAUUUUGCCGAUGAGCUUAAUCGUAGCUGCUAAUGUUGUCAUUGCCGCUGUAUUGCAUCGUACGUCGUAUGAAUGGCGAACGUCGGAAGAGUUGAAUAAACGAACUCCUGAUCCAAGUGUUUUGAAUCAUCAAAUAUCAGCAGCUUCACUCCGUCAACGUUGUUCCGGUGGUUCAACAUUAACAACAAUAGAUAUAAUACUAGCCAAUAAACGACGUGCACAUGCACAAGUUACUCGCAUGCUUCUAGCUGUAACAUUAUCAUUAAUAGCAUGCAAUAUUCCAAAUACAUUAUUUUCUAUUAUGGUUAAAAUUUAUGAUACAAGAAAAAUAUUAUAUGGACGAACUUGUAUCGAUGUUAGCGAUCGUGACAUAGCAUUAUAUAACUUUGGAUUUUAUUCGAACCUUUUACAAGAUAUACUAUCUGAUUUACCGCAUAUAUUUAAUUUUUUCCUAUAUUGUUUAGCUGGGAAAAAAUUUCGAAAUAUAUUUCUGACUGAAAUGAGAGAAAUUUUGAUCGGUUUACAUUGUCUAAAGCCUCAAAAUCGACGUUUUGCACGUGCUACCUGUGUUCUACAUACGAAGUCAACGCCAAAAUUAGAGUCUAAUUCAAGUAAAGCACAUGUAUCACUGAACAUAAUUCCAUCGAAGGGACGAAAAAGUGUGGAAAUUUUAAUGAAUGAUAACGGCAAAACUCGUAGCGCAUUAUGUCAAGAAAAAGACAGCCAUUAUGUAUCGAACGACAAUCGAAAAUAUUCGAGGUCUAAUGGGGUUGAACAAUAA